Messenger RNA from Seriola aureovittata, 4887 nucleotides. RefSeq names its product voltage-dependent L-type calcium channel subunit beta-3-like. The record is from RefSeq and is a predicted model, not a curated record. The coding region runs from base 1138 to 3018 and encodes 626 amino acids. NCBI's taxonomy places the organism in Eukaryota, Metazoa, Chordata, Actinopteri, Carangiformes, Carangidae. Gene Ontology annotation, biological process: regulation of voltage-gated calcium channel activity; neuromuscular junction development; calcium ion transmembrane transport. Gene Ontology annotation, cellular component: voltage-gated calcium channel complex. Gene Ontology annotation, molecular function: protein binding; high voltage-gated calcium channel activity. The transcript has 13 exons.
UUAAGGAGGGGUGGAGGCUUUGUAAAUCUGAGAGGCUGGAGGCGCAUUUGAAUUCAGGCUGUGUGUCUCCUGCGCUAGCCGAAUGUUACCUGCUCUAGCAUGGCAACAGAGAGAGAGGGAGAGCGGUGAGCUUCAGCUGCAGCCUCCACACACACACAUACACACACACACACACACAAACACACACAAACACACACAUACACACACACAAACAUGCACAGUGACAACAGGAGGUACAAAGAGUGACUCAGGUAAGCAGGAACGCCCCUGAUGAGAGAGGACCCUUGAGAGAGGGAAGCAGCGUGGUGGAGUGAGAGGGAGAGAUUCUGGAGGAGGAGCUAUAGAGCCUGGGAUUUUUGAGAAGGAAGACAAGAGGAAUCACAGAGAACCCAAAAAUCUCUGAAUGUGGACUCCCGGGGUGGGCUUUGGAGGGAGGGACAGACAGGGAUACAGGCAAGACGGAUGUGGAGAGAUGCAAGAGCUCUGAUUGGAUAAAUCUGACUACAGAGCACUGAGAGACACACACAGGGAAGAAAAUGACAUUUAGUUUUUGUAGCAAGACUAUUCGGGGGGCUUAAGCUGGGGGAGGCUGAAAGGGAGUUUUUUUUUCUGACAGGGUAAGCCAGGACAGAGAGAAGGGUGAGGUGUGGUAGUGGGAGGGUAAAUAAACACAUGAUGGCAUGAUGAUGAACCACCUGUCCUUCUGGGAUGAGGUGAGCACACACGCACCUUAAGACAAGAAAUCCGAACCUCACACUCCCUGGCACAUCAGGCUGAGACUCGGGACAGUCGUUGGAUUUAGUAUAGACUGGAAUUGGACUCCCCACAGAGCACGGGACUUUGAAGAUGCUGUGAGACGUUUGGCGUCAGGGUCACCUGGACUCAUCGGAGGACAGAACUUAGGGGAGGGGAGCAGACCAGCCACCCAAGCCCCAGGUGAUCCUCCCCUGCGACAACCUGUGGACGUAGGAGGUUGGAUUCUUUUUCUUUCACAGGAUCCCCAAACUCCCCUGAAGAGCUGGAGAUCAGGUGGAUCACCUGUGCCAUGAGGAUCCUGUGUGUGAGCCUGUCCUGAAACGACCCACCCCGGAGGCUCUGUCGGCCUGUCCCCUCCUCUCCCCCCAACUGGAUGUCUUGAUGUAUUGCUGUGGGCUGGGACACUGGCGGAGAGUGCAGUCCACCUAUGGAGAGCGUCAGGAUUCAGAUGUCGUUGAGGAAAGAAACGCCCAGGUGCAGCUGGAGAAGGCCAAGUACAAGCCUGUGGCAUUUGCUGUGCGUUGCAACUUCUCUUACACUCCAGCAGACGACGACAAUGUCCCCGUACCGGGCCAGGCUGUUACCUUUGAGGCCAGAGACUUCCUACAUGUCAAAGAGAAAUUCAAUAAUGAAUGGUGGAUCGGGCGGCCGGUGAAGGAGGAUGGUGUGGUGGGCUUCAUCCCCAGUCCAGUCAAUCUGGAAACCAUUCUCAUCAGAAGAGAAGUCCAGGCGAGGAAAGCUGCCAAGGCCUUAGCCAACAAAGCUGCCUCUCAAGCAGCUCAAGAUAUGAACUCAAAGAAAUACACUCCUCCAUCACAAGCCAAUCAGAAUGUGAAAAAGAAACCGGGGGAGCAGGUGGCUAUGUAUGAUGUAGUGCCUACAAUGCGUCCUGUGGUUCUAAUGGGACCAUCACUGAAGGGCUUAGAGGUGACAGAUAUGAUGCAAAAAGCACUAUUUGACUUUUUAAAACAUCGAUUUGAAGGCAGAAUUACUAUUACACGGGUCACAGCAGACAUCUCUCUGGCUAAACGGUCCAUCCUCAACAACCCUGGCAAAAAGGCCUUAAUGGACCGGUCCAACACUCGCUCUAAUUUAGCCCAGAUCCAGGGGGAGGUGGAGCGUAUCUUUGAGCUCGCCCGCAGCCUGCAGCUUGUAGUUCUAGAUGCAGACACAGUCAACCACCCUCUCCAGGUGUCCAAGACCUCCCUGGCUCCAAUCCUGGUCUAUGUCAAGAUCUCCUCACCAAAGGUGUUGACCAGACUGAUCAAGACAAGAGGGAAGUCUCAGACCAAACACCUUAAUGUGCAGCUGGUGGCAGCAGACAAGCUCGCUCAAUGUCCACCGGAAAUGUUUGAUGUCAUCUUAGAUGAAAACCAGCUAACAGAUGCCUGUGAGCACAUCGCUGAUUAUCUGGAGUCCUACUGGAGAGCCACUCAUCCACCAGAAAUGGAGCCUACCAAUGCACUGGUGGCCCAUCUGGCCGAGAAUACACUGCCCACCAAUCCUUCAGGAAUAACGGAUGAGCAGAAGAACAAGAAGACAGCGGCUCCGAAGAGGAAGGGUUCUCAUGAGAACCACCUAAACCAGGACCCCCCUUCAGCCCAGGUUCAGGAACAGAGGGCUGAGGAGGGCCAAAGAGAGGAGGAAGAGCGGCUCCUGAGGACUGAACCAAAGAGACCCCAGCACACCCACCACCAUCACCAUCACCACCACCACCGUCGGAUGGAGCACCACAGCCACGCCCAGCACAGCCAAACACCCGGUGGCAUGGAAGUACAGUCGAGUAGGGAUUACAGCCAGAGGCUUCCCCGCAGGCAUCCGCCCGAGGAGAGGGAGGAGGAGGUGGAGGAUCUGGUGGAGGAGGACGAGGAGGAGGUUCGCUAUAACCACCGAGGCCAUAACCAUCACCACCACAACAGCAACCACCAUCAUCACCACCACCACCGUCAGCAUCAUCGCGGGAACAGCCAGCCACACGUCGAAGAAGACUAUGAGCAGGAGCACAAUGAACGCAAUCGGCAGCACAGGCAUCACCAGCAUAUUCCACCACGGACGCACCACACGGAUCACUAUCCUGUACACAAUCAUCACAACUACCACCACCACCACCAUGGCAGAGACAGAGAGAGAGACAGAGAGAGAGACAGAGACUGUGACAGAGAAAGACACAAGGACAGGGAGAGAGACAGAGAUAGGGAUCGAGGCAGAGAUAGAGACAGAGAUGCAAGACAAUGGCACAGAGAUUCUUAUAUUCACUCAUGACUGUUGUUUCUGCCGUGGGUUGGUGCAUGGUUUUAUGCUGCUCAAGUUAUAAUGCACUAAUGGACAGGGCAGAGUGUGUCAUCUUCUCCUCACAUUGUUUGCCAUUUUUACCCUCUGCCACAUACACACACUUUGUUCUUUCUUAUUCUUUACUAAAAGGAGUUUUAGCACUUGUAGGAUAACUUUUUGUCUGAAUUAUUUUCAUCUAAUUCAUAUGGCUCUGUGUGUAUUUUUGCACAAACAUUGUUCAAUUUUAACUGCAUCAGUUCGCUCAUGCUGUAUUCUUUUCUAAAGUUGGGCUGCAUUAAACUAUUAUUUUCAUUAUCAAUUAAUCUGUCAAUUGUUUUCUUGAUUAAUCGUUUUGUCAAUAAAAUGUCAGAAAACUGUAAAAAAUUGAAAUUUCCCACAGCCCAAAGUGACAUCAAAUAUCUUGUUUUAGAGAGUCCAAAACCCAAUGAUAAUCACUUUACUAUCAUAUAUGACAAAGACAAACAUCAUAUCCGCACAGUGGAGAAGCUGGAACCAGAAAAUGUUUGGUAUUUUUGCUUUAAAAAUAACUAAAAGGAUUAUUCAAUUAUUAGAAUAGUUGAUGAUUAGUUUUCUCUUUGACAAUCUCUUCUAAAGUUUGUAAUUUUGUAUUGUUCAUUCAAAUGUAUGGAUGCUGAAAAUAGCCAUCAUUGCAAAACUUUUAUUUGACCUAUUAUCUGAGAUCACAAGUUUCUUGUUAUCGCCUAAUAAAAAUGAGAAACACAAAAGGUCCAUGUUUGAGAUUUAUCCAAAAAAUGGCUGGUUUUCCCAAAAUAAAAAUAAUAUAACAAUAAAAAUAAUUAUUAUCCUGUAUAGAGUUGAAACUGUGGAUUUGUUAAAAAAAUAAUCAGCUGUCGUUUCAUUUCAUUGAUAUUUAUGAAAACAAAAAUGCCAAACGUUAUCUGGUUUCAGCUUUUCAACUGUGAAGAUUUACUGCAUUUUCUGUUUUAUAUCAUUAUAAAUUGUGUGUCUUUGUUUUUGACUGUUGGUCGCAUAAAACAAGCAAUCUGAAGACAUCACCUUGGCCUCUGAGAAACUGUGAUGUGUAAUUUUUGUAAUUAUUGACAUUUUAUACACUAAAUGAUUAAUUGAGUAAUCAAGAAAGUAAUUGGCAGAUAUCAGUGUGAAAAUAAUCAACAAUUGCAGCCCAAAACAGGUUAUCAGGUAAUUAACUCAUAUUCUUGAGAUAACAGGAUAAAAGAAAAUAAUUCAGUCAACAUCUGUUCUUGGCUUGGUGUUUUAUGAAUUCUGUCUCUGCAAAGUUACACAAAGGGAUCUUUUGUCUAAUCAAAUGGUCAAAUAACUGUGGGGAACAACUGACUCGUGUGUUUCAGUGUCACAUCUUACUCUGCCCCCAUGUAUUUAAAAUCAGAUACAUAUCUUCAGAAGCCAACGGUUUAUUUUAAACAUUGGUACUGAAAGUCAAACUAUUUUUCUACUUGAUUAAAGGGAAGUCAUACUUUGCUUCCCACUUUUUAAAAAUGGUGUUCAAGCAUAUUUAUUGACUUGCGUUUGCUCUGUCUGGAAGCAUGAAUAAUCUUUUGGUGACAUUGACCUGUGCUAUAUGCUGGAUACUCUAUGCAUCUUCUUGUGAUAAAAAUUAUAUUGCUUGAAUACAAUCUCUAUGCAUUUGUACAUACUUCAUAAUUGCCUUGUUAGUAAAUGUAAGGAGAGCCAGAGAGCCUGUUGAACUGUCUGGUAGAACUUGACCUAUUGUGUAUGAUUGCGAGUUCCUUUCAGUAUUAUUUGUUUUGGUUAUUUUUGUUUUGUACAGCAUUCAGAAGUUAAUUUUAACAAGUAUGCAUUCUAUUGUUGAAAAUCAUUAAAAUGUAAAACAAAGAA